Erinaceus europaeus (western European hedgehog) is the source of this 1933-nucleotide messenger RNA. It is a transcript of the gene ZC2HC1C, whose product is annotated as zinc finger C2HC-type containing 1C. The record is from RefSeq and is a predicted model, not a curated record. The coding region runs from base 1 to 1716 and encodes 571 amino acids. The transcript is spliced from 3 exons. NCBI's taxonomy places the organism in Eukaryota, Metazoa, Chordata, Mammalia, Eulipotyphla, Erinaceidae.
AUGUGGCGGGACACCCGGUCGAGGGCGCCGCCCACGCAGCGCAGCCCGGCGUCCGCCUCGCUCGGGCCACAACCGGUUGCGCGCAACUGCGCCUGCGCGCUCUCCCUCACCCCCCCACCCCGCGAUCACGAGAAUUGCGCCUGCGUCCGCCUCCCUGACCCCCAGCAACUGAGAGAACUGCGCCUGCGCCUUCCGUUUCCAGGCAACCGGGAAACAGAGUCCGUUGAGCGCCUGCGCGGAGGCCGGCCUCUGGGCUGUCGGGUCGGAAAAGCGGGGUCUGGGGUCUGUGCGGCGAGCUGUCUCCAGAGCGCAGGCUUCUCUCCGGCCCGAAUGGCUGGUCUCCGGGUGGCCGCGCCUCCUCCUCCCGCGGGCGCCAUGCUUCCCUCUAGGAAGAAGGACGCCCGCGGACGAAGCGGCUCUUCCCGGAGACUCUCCCUGGCGCGGCCGAGCGAACAGCCUGCCGGCGUCCACGCUCGCCCCGAAUGGGACGCGGGUCCCGAAGCCCAGAGCUGCCGGGGAGCUGCGGCAGUCGGCGGCCCCUCGGGAAGCCCAGACUGGACCCCCUUCACGAAGAAGCGGGUUGGCGUCGACCGGGCCUACCCGCUGAAGCCCGUGUGUCACCGGAGAGCCCGCCGUGGAAAUCCGGGUGCAGCCGCCACCUCGGGGGGCCGGGGUGUCUCCGCACGACUGCCGGGGCCGGGGCCGGGGCCGCUGUCACAGGGCUGCGGGCGGACCCGGGCGUGCGGCCGCCAUCCCCGCGGCGACAGCGGCGACAGCGGGCCGGUGGGGCCGGGCGGGCCCGAGGGGUCGCACCUGCAGAGGCUGGAAGCGGCCGGGCGGAGCCUGGCGGAGGAGAUCCGGCGGGGAGAGGCCCUGCUGCGGGAGAAGCUGCGGAAGACGGCGGAGGGGCUGCGGCGGCUGCAGGAGCGGCGGCGGGCCGCCCUGGCCGGGGCAGGUGGAGGGGGCGGCCGCGGCCGCGCCGCGCACAGGCCGGGCUCCUCCCCGGAGUCCGGAUCCGCGUCCGCGUCCGAGGGGGCCUGCGGCGGAGACGGGAGCCACCGGCCGGACAGCGCCGCCCCCUGCCGCCCCUCUCCGUCUGGCAGUCGCGGCGCCCAAGGCCGGCCGCCGCCGUCGGGGCCCGCGAGGGAGCGGGGGCCCGAACCCCCGGACGAGCCCGGCAGCGCCCGGAGGUGGCGGUCGGCCAGCGAGUCCAGCCCGUCGGCGCCCCCGCACUCCUCGGGCUCCCGCUGCUCCCCGGCCCUGCCCGAGCUGGGCGAGUGCGGCGAGUGCGGCCACUGCGGUCGCAGCUUCCUCCGGCGCCGGCUGCAGAGACACGCGGCCAUCUGCGGGCGGGCGCAGGCCACCAAGAGAAAGGUGUUCGACUCCUCGCGGGCCCGGGCCAAGGGCACCGAACUCGAGCAGUACCUCGACUGGAAGCACCCGGCCCAGGCCAAGACGGAGCUGCCCAAGAGCGACUGGAGACAGAAGCACGAAUCCUUCAUCCGCACCCUCCGGCAGGCCCGCGAGGCCCAGCAGGCCAUCGCCCAAAGCGGAGACCCCUCGGCCCGGCCUCCCUUCCUGCCCGCGGAGAACCCCGACUACGUCCAGUGUCCACACUGCAGCCGCCACUUCGCCCCCAAGGUGGCCGAACGGCACAUUCCCAAGUGUAAGACCAUCAGAAACCGCCCUCCGCCUCCGAGGAAGCAUCACGCUUGAUCAGAAGGGAGACCUGCUUCUCUCCAGCAGAACCCUGGGGUGGAGCCGCCUGGUGGGAGGGGGAGGGAUGGAAGCGUCCAGCAUCUCCACAGAAGCCAUGGGGAGAGACCUGCCCAGAUAGCAGGGGCCCAGGCACCUAGGUCACCGAACCUGAACCUUGAGAGGCACCUCCGAGCGUACCCACAUUAAAGCUCGCUCACUCGCUCUCUCUUCCUAA